Molecule: messenger RNA, 495 nt
Organism: Cylindrotheca closterium
Lineage: Eukaryota; Bacillariophyta; Bacillariophyceae; Bacillariales; Bacillariaceae
Source: the annotation of a GenBank genome assembly
AUGGUCGCCACCUUGUUCUGGAAGUUCCACUACCGUCGGACGAUUCAUCGUCACUUUGUAGAGAUGCAAAACGAUUUGAGUUUUGCGCCUGCUCCCCCACAGAUCUGGCAGAAUCUCCUUGAACAUCUGUGCCUGGCUCAUCAAUCGAAUUCAUUGGAUCAUAUAUUUUUUGAAUACAAGGCGGAUCCGUCAAACAAUUCGGAGCAAAUUAAGUCCUGGAAGCUCUGUGAUGAUCAAUCAGAGACAACCAAUCGCCCUCACGCACUCUUAUCUGGUGCCCCUGCUCCUGCUCCUGCUCCGGUUCCAGCAGCUCCAGCUCCUCCAGCGGCUGCCGCUCCUGCUCCUGCCCCGUCUGUCGCCCAAGUCCCCUCUGGCGAUGCCUCUGCUUUGACCGCUGCAACUUCUGCUACAACUCUUCCUCAGAUUCGUCAGCAGGUCUCUACCAUUGCCACGGGCAUGAACCAACUUAUCAAUCAAGUGAACCGUGCCACUUGA